Manihot esculenta (cassava) is the source of this 1945-nucleotide messenger RNA. Its product is annotated as putative pentatricopeptide repeat-containing protein At1g68930. The transcript has a single exon. The coding region runs from base 332 to 1876 and encodes 514 amino acids. NCBI's taxonomy places the organism in Eukaryota, Viridiplantae, Streptophyta, Magnoliopsida, Malpighiales, Euphorbiaceae. Gene Ontology annotation, molecular function: protein binding; zinc ion binding; RNA binding. The record is from RefSeq and is a predicted model, not a curated record. Gene Ontology annotation, biological process: RNA modification.
UGAUUUCUUAUAUCAAAGAACUACAAUUGAUAUAACAAUGUUCUGCACAGUCAGAGAAUAAAGUGAAAAAUGAAAUACAACUUACAAGCCAUUUAUCUCGUGCAUAGAGGACCGUGUUUAACAUAUUUUCAUACAAUAGAAAAUAUCCCAUCCACUCUGAAAUUAUAAUAUCUACUUUAGCAACUGGUAGCUCAAUUUCUUCAAUCUUUCCCUUCAAAACCGUUACAACUGUAACAAUAUUUUAUUUAAGAAAAAAAGGGCAGAGUCACUGACUACUUUGAAGGAAUAUAGAAAGACAGUAGAAUUAGAAGGUAUCCAGGUUUUUGAAGCAAUGACUGAUCGGGAUUUAGUUUCAUGGAAUGCCCUUUUAUCUGGUUUCCAUGACUUUGAAACUGGUGAUCAAGGGCUGAGAAUUUUUGACCAGAUUCUUGUGGAAGGUUUCAAGCCCAACAUGUACACGUUUGUUAGCGUUUUAAGGUCUUGCGCUAGCCUUUUGGAUGUGUGCUUUGGAAAGCAAGUGCAUACACAUAUCAUAAAGAACAGCCUUGAUGGUAAUGAUUUUGUUGGAACCGCUCUUAUUGACAUGUAUGCAAAAAGCAGAUGCUUAGAAGGUGCAGAUGUAGCUUUCAAUAGAUUAACAAACAAGGACCUCUUCACCUGGACAGUCAUUAUUGCUGGUUUUGCACAAAAUGGUCAAGAAGAAAAGGCUGUUAAGUGCUUAGUUCAGAUGCUAAGAGAGGAUAUAAAGCCAAAUGAAUUCACUCUUGCCAGCUGUUUAAGUGGAUGUUCCCGGGUGGCAGCCUUGGGUAAUGGACAGCAGCUCCAUUCUGUGGCAAUAAAGUCUGGUCAUUUUGGUGAUGUUUUCGUUGCUAGUGCACUUGUUGAUAUGUAUGGGAAAUGUGGGUGCAUAGAAGAUGCUGAGGCCAUUUUUAAGGGUUUGUUUUCACGGGACACAGUCUCAUGGAAUACAAUCAUAUCUGGAUACUCGCAACACGGGCAAGGGGAAAAGGCUCUUGAGGCCUUUAGGAUGAUGUUAGAUGAAGGCAUUGUACCUGAUGAGAUCACCUACCUAGGUAUUCUUGCUGCAUGUAGCUACAUGGGUUUGGUCGAGGAGGGGAAAAAGCUUUUUAACCUGAUGUGCAAAGAUUAUGGGAUUACUCCUUCAAUUGAGCACCAUGCUUGUAUGGUGGAUAUUCUUGGUCGAGCUGGAAAAUUCAGCGAGGUUGAUGUUUAUAUAGAGGAAAUGAAGCUAAGCCAAUAUUCUUUGGUCUGGGAGACUGUUCUCGGAUCAUGUAAAUUGCAUGGCAAUGUUGAAGUUGGUAAACGAGCUGCUGAGAGACUCUUUGAACUUGAACCCAAGAUGGCUUCCAGUUAUAUAUUGCUAUCGAACAUUUUUGCAGCGAAAGGUAUGUGGGACGAUGUCAGAAGUACUCGGGCUUUGAUGUCUACUCAAGGUGUUAAGAAAGAGCCUGGAUGCAGUUGGGUGGAGGUUGAUGGUCAAGUCCAUGUCUUCACAUCUCAAGAUGGUUCCCAUCCGAAAACAAGGGAAAUUUAUGCUAAAUUGGAGGAGUUGGGACAAAAAUUGGCUUCAAGGGGUUAUAUACCAAAGACAGAAAAUGUGCUGCAUAAUGUCAGUAACAAAGAAAAGGUGGAAAAUCUCUACUAUCAUAGUGAAAGAUUGGCUCUUGCUUUUGCCUUUAUAAGCACCAAUCCAGUUAAACCAAUCCGAAUUUUCAAAAAUCUUCGUAUCUGUGGAGAUUGCCAUGAUUUUAUGAAACAUGUCACAGACAUCACAAAUAGUGAAAUAUUUGUUCGUGACAUCAAGCGUUUCCACCAUUUCAGGAGAGGCAUUUGCUCUUGCCAGGAUAAUUGGUAAUUUUGCUAUAGAGGGAUGUAGUGAGAUGGACAGAAGGUUCACCUCAUCCGAUCUGGCUCUUCCAAGUCC